This is a messenger RNA of Eremothecium gossypii ATCC 10895, 1323 nucleotides long. It is a transcript of the gene SPS1, whose product is annotated as putative serine/threonine protein kinase SPS1. Gene Ontology annotation, biological process: protein phosphorylation. Gene Ontology annotation, molecular function: ATP binding; protein kinase activity. The transcript has a single exon. Lineage: Eukaryota; Fungi; Ascomycota; Saccharomycetes; Saccharomycetales; Saccharomycetaceae. The record is from RefSeq and is marked provisional. Bases 1 to 1323 code for a protein of 440 amino acids.
AUGAGUAUUUUUUCAAACUCAGUACCACUUCCUUUACCACCAGACCCCAGCUCACAAUACGAGAUUUUGCAAUGCAUAGGUCGUGGGAACUUUGGUGAUGUUUACAAAGCUAGGGAUUUAACAUCUAAUGAGAUCGUUGCUAUUAAGGUUGUGAACCUAGAAGACACAGAUGAACCAAUAGAUUUGUUAGCCCAAGAAAUAUUUUUCCUUUCCGAACUUAGAUCGCCAUAUAUCACGAAUUAUAAGACAGCAUUCCUAGUGGAUGUGUCGAUGUGGAUUGUGAUGGAGUAUUGUGGCGGCGGAUCAUGUGCGGAACUUCUAAAGUACACACCGGAGCAUAAGGUUACAGAGGAACAGUGCGCUUUCAUAGUGAGUGAAGUAUUGAUUGGAUUGGAUUAUUUACAUUCGCAAAGGAAGAUUCACAGAGAUAUUAAAUCCGCCAAUAUCUUGUUAACUGAUAACGGUCACGUUAAGUUAGGCGAUUUUGGUGUGAGCGGCCAAAUGAUGGUUACCAGGAAAAGGGACACCUUUGUAGGGACCCCAUUCUGGAUGGCACCUGAGGUUAUUGAUAGGAAUAAGCAAGGUUAUAAUGAGAUGGCAGAUAUUUGGUCUCUCGGUAUUACGGUUAUUGAAUUGUUAAUGGGACAUCCCCCUUUGGACAAAUAUGAUGCGAUGAAGGCGUUGAUGGCGAUUCCCAAGAGAGACCCCCCGAAAUUGGACAAAAGGUUUUCGUCCCAUGCAAGGGAUUUUGUUGCGCAGUGUUUAAUUAAAGAUCCCUCCCAGAGACCAACUGCUGCAGAGCUAUUAAAGCAUAGAUUUGUAAAGCGAGUUAGGUUAUACAAUUUACGUGACCAGGUUGACCUUGUCAAAAGGAAUAAGAUGAUUUCCUUUGCAAGUAGGGAGCCAAAGUACCCAUUAUUAAACAAGCUAUACAAAACCGGUAAGAAAUCUUACUUGGGAACUUGGGAUUUUGGCAUGUUAAAUGUACCAUCACCAGAGUCACAAUCAAGUCCAUUAUUAUCCAGCCCUUCAAAGACCCCAGAGACAAACAUUACCUCCUCUCCUACCUUGAACAACUAUUAUGAUGAAAAGGCACUCAAAGCUGCUGCUCCUUCACAGAAGGAACUAAACUUCUUUAAACAUGUUAUCCGCUACAGCUUACGACGCGUCCGUGAUAGAGCACGGACUCAAGAGACAAAAGACGCUGUAGAUCAAUUAUCAGUAAUAUUUGCCGAGAUCGAACAGAACCAUCCCGGUUUGAGCGAGGCAUUCACAGAGGAGGUUUCCAGACGAAUGGGUUAUUUAAAGCAAUAUAUAACCUGA